Messenger RNA from Sinocyclocheilus rhinocerous, 2923 nucleotides. RefSeq names its product GRB2-associated-binding protein 1-like. The coding region runs from base 487 to 2811 and encodes 774 amino acids. Gene Ontology annotation, molecular function: signaling adaptor activity. Gene Ontology annotation, biological process: signal transduction. NCBI's taxonomy places the organism in Eukaryota, Metazoa, Chordata, Actinopteri, Cypriniformes, Cyprinidae. The transcript is spliced from 13 exons. The record is from RefSeq and is a predicted model, not a curated record. Gene Ontology annotation, cellular component: cytoplasm.
UGAGUUUAGGGAAAGUAUCGACGUUUAUGCUUGUCAAUCAGCAGGAGCCGUGGAGAGUGAAACUGGAGGGAAGGUCGACGAUCGGGACGGAUUUCUAGUCCAAAAAGCACUUCAGUGCUAAUGCGACCAUAAUGUUUUGGAAAAAUAAGUUAAAACUAUAUAUAUUUUCAAGGAAACUGUUUUGGUUUACUUUGAAAUAAGGUAAUCAAGCAAAGCUUUCACUACGGCGAGUGUCACUCGCUGCCUCGUUGCAUUUCAGCUUGAAAACAGCGGAUUAUUUACACAGACAAAGUGUGUAAACUAAAAGAGGGCUCAACUACAGACGUCUAUUGCUGUGUUUGAUAUUCGCCAGAAGAGAGGACUUCAUCCAGAGGAGUUUGUGUCGCUGUCGGGAAGCUCUUCCCUGUGGACGUGCUGGAAACCAGGAGGAGUGACGGUUGGAACACGAAACUUAAAGCGCGUAUUUUCCUGGAAGGUAAGAAGAAAAUGAGCGGAGGAGAGGUGGUGUGCUCGGGGUGGCUCAGAAAGUCUCCACCUGAAAAAAAGUUACGGCGUUAUGCAUGGAAGAAGCGAUGGUUUGUUCUGCGCAGUGGGAGGCUGACAGGAGACCCAGAUGUGCUGGAGUAUUACAAGAAUGACCAUGCCAAGAAGCCCAUCCGCGUAAUCGAUCUGAACCUGUGCGAGCAGGUGGACGCCGGUCUCACAUUCAACAAGAAGGACCUGGAGCACAGCUUCAUCUUUGACAUCAAGACUAUCGACCGGAUCUUUUACCUGGUGGCAGACACUGAAGAGGAGAUGAACAAGUGGGUGCGCUGCAUCUGUGAUAUCUGUGGCUUCAACCCCACCGAUACGGAAGACUCCGCAAAGAUCUCUCACCAAGUAAAUAUGCCAGGGGGUCUGGUGGUGGAUAUGGCCCCUAGUGGAGGGCCAGGAGGAGCCUUAGGGGCUUAUGCACUGGCCAACCUGCCUCCUCCCUACCAGCCUGUCAGCAUCAGACCCUUGGGGUCCUCCUCCAGUCUGGAUGAGCCUCAGGACUACCUUUGGCUGCUCAACUGUGAGAGCAAGAAACCUGAGCCUAACAGUCCAGUGGUUCCUCUUGCUCUAGGAGAGGAGGAGCAGGAAUACCUGCUUCUGGAGGAGUGUGAGAGCAGGAGCGCUCCUCCUGACUGUCAGGCCCAUGGCGAAUGCUCCAAGUCUACCUCCUCCGAACCCGACUGUAAUGACAACCUCCCUUCCCACCACACACCCACCUCCUCCUCCUCCUCCAGGCACGCCUCAGUCAAUGGUUUCUUUCCUACCCAGCAUGCCGCUGGGCUCUAUGAUUCUCCUCCUUCGCGCGGGCAGUCGUUGUCGGCCGACUCGCAGGGUCUUUACCACCUGCCCCGAAGUUACUCUCAGGACACUGUGCUGCUGCCGAAGUCGGCGUCCUCCCUUCCCGCUCCUGACGGUGAGCCCGGUGAACUCUAUGUCUUUAACACGCCUGGUCGUAAACCCUCUUUAGAGGCCCAGUUGCGGAACUUGUCAGUUAGCUAUGAUAUUCCACCUACACCUGGAAGUAACUGUACCUACCAGAUUCCCCGUACUGCUGGGGUGGAGGCUGUUUCAGGGGCCACAGAUGUGGUACCGCCCCCUCGUCCACCUAAGCCUUUACUGACCACGGGAACAGUUCCACCUGAGCGGUCACCCACGGACACGUAUGUGGUGCCACGGUCAGUGUCUGAGACUGAUGGGAAUUACUGCGUGCCAUCUAGUACAGGAGGCAACAAAGCACUAAGGAGCAACACCAUUGGUACAGUGGAUUCUUCACGUCUACGUAAAGAUUACGGAUCUCAAGACUGCUAUGAUAUACCCCGUCCCUUCCCCCCAGAUAAAAGUUGCUCAUUUGAUUUUAAUGAAAGCUUCAACAACUAUUUUAAGAAUAAAGGCAUGGUGCCAGUAGGAGGUGUUUCCACUGAGGAGAUGGACGAGAACUAUGUACCCAUGAGCGUCCACUCUUCGUCACAUCAGCGCUCUGGCAGCCUAUCAGAACCCAUCCAGGAGCCCAACUAUGUGCCCAUGACACCAGGCACAGUGGAGUUCUCCUCACUCGGAAAACAGGUGCCCCCUCCAGCCCACAUGGGCUUCCGCUCCAGCCCCAAGACCCCACCUCGUAGACCGGUGCACAUGCCCGAAUGCCAACCGCCGCCUGUUGACCGCAACCUCAAACCUGACCGUAAAGGUCAGAGCCCUAAAAUAAACAGAGCAGUCGGUCUUGAGCGAACCGACUCCCAAACCAUAGGUGAAUUCUCAAGACGGCGUAAGGUUAAGCCGGCCCCUUUGGAGAUCAAGCCUCUAGCUGAGUGGGAGGAGUAUACGGCACCGGUCCGUUCCCCCGUGACCAGGUCCUUCACGAGGGACCCCUCUAGGUGUACCGCAGCCCCCAGACCGUCCUCGGGGCAUAGCACUGCCUCCAGCAGCGACUCCGACGACUGUGAUGAGAAUUAUGUAACCAUGCAACACGCUAAUAUGUCUACAGAUGAACCAAACAUGAAGCUAGCAGCACCAAUGAAUGCUGAUGGAGGUGGCAGUCCCAUGGUGAAGCCCAAAGGAGACAAGCAGGUGGAGUACCUGGACCUCGACUUGGACCCUGGGAAAUCAACUCCUCCUCGGAAGAAGAAGAGUAACGGGACUGGUAUUUCAGCAUCAGACGAGCGGGUAGACUAUGUGGUGGUGGAUCAGCAGCGAACGCAAGCACUGAAGAGCACACGUGAGGCCUGGAGUGACGGACGGCAGUCGACGGAGCAAGAUCCCCCCAACAAAGGGGCCAAAUGACACCCAUCUCUUUCCUCUUUUGUGCACGGUCAUGACUCGCGGGAGGCCGAGGAAUGGAGGGCACUGCACAUGCUCUGAACCUCCUAUCAGGCCUCCACGUUUGAUUUUAGAU